AUGUGCAAUCUCACGUUGACAACUAUUAAUGUGCUUCCAACGUUACAGCUGUCAGGAAGCGUGGAAAAAGAACAAGAACUGGCGAAGAAAGCGCUUGCCAGUGGUGAUAGAAAAAGGGCACUUCUUUUUCUAAAGAAGAAGAAGUAUCAACAGUCAUUGUUGGAUAAGGCGGAAAAUCAGCAUGCUAAUAUCGAGGAAAUGAUUGGAAAUGUGGAGUUCGCGUCAAUACAAAAAGAAGUAUUCGAAAGACUGAAGGCGGGUAAGGAGGUUCUGGAAGCCAUCAACAAGGAAAUCUCACUCGAUGAUGUAGAUAAACUGAUGGAGGAGAACGAGGAAGCAAUUGCGUACCAAGACCAAGUGGCACAAGCCUUGGGCACUCAACUAUCAAGUCAAGACGAAGAGGAUGUAUUGGCGGAAUUAGCAGCCUUGGAUGAACUAGACGCGGCUGAAGUAGCUGCUGCUGCGUCCAGCGAAACACAAACAGAAAACUUUCCUGCCGUGCCAGACCACACUCCUGCUAAGCUAUACUCGUGUUCUAUUUCGAGUGCUGUAGUUUCUGCUGAGGCCGAUGCCAGCGCGCCACAGGCACGAGUCGCAGAGGCGAAUUAA
Sphaeroforma arctica JP610 is the source of this 609-nucleotide messenger RNA. RefSeq lists its product as hypothetical. Gene Ontology annotation, cellular component: multivesicular body; ESCRT III complex. The coding region runs from base 1 to 609 and encodes 202 amino acids. The transcript is spliced from 4 exons. Lineage: Eukaryota; Ichthyosporea; Ichthyophonida. Gene Ontology annotation, biological process: late endosome to vacuole transport via multivesicular body sorting pathway; vesicle budding from membrane. The record is from RefSeq and is a predicted model, not a curated record.